AACUUAAUAAACAAGAAGACCCGCAAACUUAAGAAUUUAACCACACUUUUUGAAAUGAAGCGUUUAUCAGAAGAAAGGACAAAACUUUUAUUUGAAAAAUUAUCCAAAUAUAUUGGACCCAAUGUGAAGCUACUAAUAGAACGUCCAGAUGGAGUAUACUGCUUCAGGGAGCAGAGAGACAGGAUCUAUUAUGUUUCAGAAAGGACCCUGAAACUAGCAAAUACCAUUCCUCCAGACAAUUUGAUCUCCAUUGGUACCUGCUUCGGCAAAUUCACAAAAUCCAAUAAGUUCAAGCUACAUGUUACUGCAUUGAACUACCUUGCCCCUUAUGCACAAAGUAAAAUAUGGUUGAAGCCAUCUGCAGAACAACAAUUUUUGUAUGGCCAUCAUGUUCCUAAAUCUGGAUUAGGAAGAAUAAGUGAAAGUACAGAGAAAUAUCAAGGAGUAGUGGUAUACAGCAUGUCAGAUCUACCUUUGGGAUUUGGUGCUGCUGCUAGGUCAACCGCAGAGUGUAAACAUGCUGAUCCUUUGACAACAGUUUGCUUCCAUCAAGCUGAUAUUGGGGAAUAUAUCAGAGCAGAGGAGGAAUUAUUAUGAUUUUAUGUUUUUUUAUAUGUAUUUUUUUUGCUUUAUGUGCAACCCUGUAAUAUUUUCUCUAUAUUCCUAAAUAAAAGUGAUAUCAAAAGUUGAUUGAAAUGUUUUAAUUUCUGGUAUCAAAAUAAAUGUCUGUUACAAAAUUAAUGUGUUCUGAGACUUAUUCUCCUAUUCCCUGAUCUCUUUAGGGACAGGGCUCUCAUAGCCUUCAUCAAGAAAUGAAUACUUUGUGUAUAUCAAAAUACUUUACUCUGAAAAUUUCAAAGGUGACAUCAAGCAAAUUUUCAGUUUUCCAUGCUCUGCAAGAGAGGCACAGCAUCUUCUUCAUCAGACUGGAAUUUCUUGUCUAGUCUGCCUGAAAAAUAA
Molecule: messenger RNA, 960 nt
Organism: Phaedon cochleariae (mustard beetle)
Lineage: Eukaryota; Metazoa; Arthropoda; Insecta; Coleoptera; Chrysomelidae
Source: the annotation of a GenBank genome assembly